UUUGGAUGCAAAUGCGCCUCGCCUUGCCUCGCCUCUCAUCGAAAUCGACGUCUACCUUUGCUGGCAUCUUGUCAAGCGCCAGCACAUCAUCAUGUCAUCUUGAAGCAUUUCCUCAAGUCCAAGCUGAUCGUGACCCCAAAACCAUGUACGUGGGCUACUUACUGGAUAAAGAGAGCGGCAUGUAUCACCACCAAGGCCCCGUGCGAAGAUCCAGCAUCAAUUUGCCCCCCCAGAACUUCGUGUCGUCGCCGCAGUACCCCGAUUUUAGCGGAUACCACCACGUCCCCAACGUGGACUCGCACGGCCAGGCGGGGGGCGGCUGGGGGCCAUCGGCCUACGGGGCCCCCCGAGAGGACUGGGGGGCCUACGGCGUGGUGCCACCCAAUCCGCUGGCCGCGCCCGUCAACAACUCGUCGCCAGCGCAGGUGUCCUACUGCUCGACCGAGUACACCCACAUGCACCCGCCGCCCGCCUCGGCCUCCGUUUCGUCCUCGGUUUCGGCCUCGGCUUCGGCCGUCCUGCCGCCGCCCCCGCCGGACGUCGGCGGCGCGCACGUGUCGCCCGACCGGGAAAGGCGCAACUCUUAUCAGUGGAUGAACAAAACGGCGCAGUCCUCCUCUACAGGGAAGACAAGGACGAAGGAGAAGUACCGGGUGGUCUACACGGACCACCAACGGCUGGAGCUGGAGAAGGAAUUCCACUUCAACAGAUACAUCACCAUCAGGAGGAAAGCCGAGCUCGCUGUACACCUGGGAUUGUCCGAGAGACAGGUGAAGAUCUGGUUCCAGAACCGCCGUGCCAAGGAGCGUAAACUGAUCAAGAAGAAGAUGGGCCAAUCGGACGGCAGUGGUGGUUCGGUGCACAGUGACCCAGGUUCUGUCAGCCCGCUGCCCGUGCCAGGCUCUCUGAGUCCCACGGACAUCCACGGGGCACUCUACCCCCACGCUCAUUCCCAUCCCCACCCGCACCCGCCACAGGCCGUCAGCACGUUGCCGCCCAUCAGGAAUAUACAGCAAGUGACUGUGAGCCAGUGACGCGCUGGACGGCAAAAAACGCGUAUCCAAACGGAGCACUCCGACACUCUUCGCAUCGCUUUUUCACAACAAUAUUUCCCAUAACUUAGGAGAAAUGGGCUUCAGGUCAAGCAGUGUGGGGCUUCCAGCCAUGCAGGGUGGGGCUUCAGGCCAUGCGGGGCGGGGCUUCUCAAAGCGAGAUGUUUUUUUCAAUGUCAUGUGUUUGUUUGUUCAUAAAAUAACUCAGGUGAUAUUCAUGUUAACUCAUUACCUGCCAUUGACAGCGAUAGACAUCAAAUCCAUUUUAACUGGGGUGAGCUGAAUUAUUAUGUUUCAGUGCCAUUGACGGCGAUAAAUGUCCAAUCCAUCUUGACUGGGAGGGGCUAGCACCAAUCGAACGAAUGCUUUCAAACUCCCCCACAGUAAAAAUGGAUUGGAUGGCUAGGCAUGUAUCGCCAUCAACGGUAGCCCGAGCCAGUGACUUAAUUUACGAAAAACAUUAAAGCCACUGGAAGAGUAGGACGGUUGUUGAUCAGUAAGUUUCAGUGUUGUACAUUUUAAUAUGCCAAAGUUUUUGUGUGGUGAGUGUAAAAACAGCAAUUUUUUAGAGUAACUCCAGUUAGUCUAUCGCCGUGUCUGGCAGCCAGUGAGUUAAGUGUUCAAGUGUAA
Messenger RNA from Corythoichthys intestinalis (scribbled pipefish), 1682 nucleotides. RefSeq names its product caudal type homeobox 4 (gene cdx4). Gene Ontology annotation, molecular function: RNA polymerase II transcription regulatory region sequence-specific DNA binding; DNA-binding transcription factor activity, RNA polymerase II-specific. The coding region runs from base 6 to 1034 and encodes 342 amino acids. Gene Ontology annotation, biological process: cell differentiation; animal organ morphogenesis; regulation of transcription by RNA polymerase II. Gene Ontology annotation, cellular component: nucleus. The record is from RefSeq and is a predicted model, not a curated record. NCBI's taxonomy places the organism in Eukaryota, Metazoa, Chordata, Actinopteri, Syngnathiformes, Syngnathidae. The transcript is spliced from 4 exons.